UAAAAUUGUAGUAUGGCUAGCCCACGUUGAGGGCAGCACAACGCAGAGCCGGUCGCAAGAUUUUGCUCGUGCUUUAACUCAACUUCUCUAGAUGAGAAUGCGCAAGAAUGCGUCACCCGUCAUUCGGGAUUAACGAUAAGGGUUACAAAUGGAUGAACAAGAACUCGUAUUAGCUGAAAGCGUAUUUCAAGUAGAGGAGGAAGUACAUGAAAGAAGUACUUUGAAGAAAGUGUUGAAGGAUGAAGAUGAUGAAAGGUCUUCAUAUAUUAAAAAAGUGUUGUCAAAUACCUCAACUUCUGAGUUUGUGAUGCAGGACCCUUUGGUGAUGUGCGUGAAUGGUUUUCCCAGAGCUGGUGAAGAGAUGGAAGAACGUUCCUGUUCCUCUGAAGGCGCCGCAGCAGCCUGUUCCAGCGAGGCACCCUCGCCGGCGAGAAGCCCCCCCAUCGGCGAACGCCAGAAGCAUUCGCUCAGGGGGCGUCUCAUAGGCCACAUGGACCACAUGGAGAGCGCCGCGGACGAGGAGAGCCGCUUCCAGUGCUCGCUCUGCGACACGACGUUCGCGCACGAGCACAGCUUGAAGCGGCACAUGCGCGCCCACGCCGGCGAACGGCGCUUGGAGUGCCCCAUCUGCCACAAGGGCAUUGUGGAUAAGGGCGCGUUGACGAGGCACAUGCGAACCCACACGGGCGAAAGACCAUUUGAAUGUUCGGUCUGCCAGAAGGGAUUUGCGGAAAGAAACUCCCUAAAUGUGCACAUGCGAAUCCACACAGGGGAAAAACCGUUGGAAUGUUCUGUCUGCCAGAAAAGCUUUUCGUAUUUGACGUCUUUGAAUAGGCAUAUGGUGAUCCACACUGGCGAACGACCGUUUGAAUGUUCUGUCUGCCAGAAAAGUUUCUCACAAAGGGGCCAUUUAAAUACUCACAUGCGGUUCCACACUGGGGAAAUGCCGUUUGAAUGUUCUGUCUGCCAGAAAGGUUGUACAGAUAAAGUAGCUUUAAUGAGACACAUGCGGACACAUACAGGAGAAAAACCAUUUGAAUGUUCCGUGUGCCACAAGAGUUAUUCAGAAAGAAAAACUUUAAAGGUUCACAUGCGUACCCACACAGGGGAAAAACCUAUGGAAUGUCCUGUGUGUCAGUCAAGCUUCUCACACAUGUCAUCUUUGAAAAGGCACAUGCGCACACAUACCGGCGAAACACCAUUUACUUGUUCUGUUUGCCAGAAGGGAUUUACUGAAAGAGCGAAUUUGAAAACGCACAUGCGGACACACACAGGCGAAAAACCAUUUAAAUGUUCUGUCUGUCAGAAGGGUUUUUCAGAAAAGAAAAAGGUUCUUAUACACAUGCGAACUCACAGUAAAAAGUCCCUCACAGGGGGUAAACCAUUGGAAUGUUCUGUCUGCCAGACCAGUGUACCAAAUUUGUCAACUUUGAAUAGGCACAUGCGAACACACACAGGCGAAAAGCCAUUUGAAUGUUCUGUUUGUCAGACGAGCUUCCCACAUUUGUCCUCUUUAAAUAGGCACACGCGGAUCCACACUGGCGAAGUACCUUUUCAAUGUUCUGUUUGCCAAAAGGGUUUCAAAGAAAGAGGCAAUUUAAAAAGGCACAUGCGGACUCACACAGGCGAAAGACCGUUUGCGUGUUCCAUUUGUCAUAAAGCUUUUUCAUACAGAGGAAUUUUGAAUACCCACAUGCGGACUCACAAGGGAAAGAGAGUUUGAAAAUCCCGUCCACCUCAAGGCUUUUUGAGAAAGUAGAAAUUCAAGAAACUCCCAUUCGGUCUCGCAUAGAAGACUUACCAAUGGAAAGUACUCUUUCACAUCACUUUCUCAAAUGUGACUCGUUGAACAGGCACAUGCGGGUUUCAUAAGCGAAAGACGAGAUUGUUACGACAGCCAGAAGGGUUCUUGAUGCCUCGCAUACUACUUCAUUCAGGGGGAAAAUCUUUUGAAUGUUCUGUAGACCGUGUUUCCCUGAAUAGGGAGGCUUAAAUACGCACACAUGGACUCACUCAGUUGAGUCGUACAUGUUGCAUUGCGGAGAGAUUUGCACAGAGAAGGGUCUGAUUUGCACUUUGUAUUCUCACAGGGGAGGCCGACGCGUUAUAAACUACUUGUUCUGUUGCAAGAAAUCGUUCAUAAUCGGUCAUUUUACGGCAAAAAUGGUGACGUAUUAACAUUUUACGGCACCAUUGAUUGCGUCAUCACAC
Gryllus bimaculatus (two-spotted cricket) is the source of this 2211-nucleotide messenger RNA. NCBI's taxonomy places the organism in Eukaryota, Metazoa, Arthropoda, Insecta, Orthoptera, Gryllidae. The record is from the annotation of a GenBank genome assembly.